Messenger RNA from Schistocerca cancellata (South American locust), 2898 nucleotides. RefSeq names its product protein bric-a-brac 2-like. The record is from RefSeq and is a predicted model, not a curated record. Gene Ontology annotation, biological process: regulation of transcription by RNA polymerase II. Lineage: Eukaryota; Metazoa; Arthropoda; Insecta; Orthoptera; Acrididae. Gene Ontology annotation, molecular function: protein binding; DNA binding. Gene Ontology annotation, cellular component: nucleus. The coding region runs from base 172 to 1176 and encodes 334 amino acids. The transcript has 6 exons.
UCCUAAUUUUGCAUUAAUUUCUUCGGCAUUCAUUGUUUUAAGUGUCAAAUUUAAAUUAUCAGACGCAGCGUCCCGGAAAAAAACAUUGUAUAUUGCGUCGUCUCUUAGUGCCAGCGAUCGGAAUUAAUUCUGCACAAGAGCAUUUGACAAACUGCUCAAAGGUGUCUGACAAUGGCAGAUAGCCAAGAGUUCUGCCUACGUUGGAGCAGUUAUCAUCAGAAACUGACUGAAGCUCUGCGGACACUUCUGGACCGAGAAUUAUUCGUUGAUGUUACUCUUUCUUGUGAAGGCCAGUCAAUCCGUGCCCAUAGAGCUAUUUUGUCUGCAUGCUCAAACUAUUUUCAGGACCUAUUUGAAGAAAACAAGCAUCCACACCCAAUAAUUAUACUUACAAAUGUGAGAUAUGAUGAUCUUGAAGCGUUAAUUCAUUUUAUGUAUCAUGGUGAAGUUACCAUAAACACAGAAGCAAUGCAAGGAUUUUUGAGGAUAGCAGAAACCCUUAAAAUUCAAGGUCUGACGUGUAGUACCCCUGCAUCACCUGAACCUGCACUGUCCUCACAGGAUACAGAUGAUGCACCAAUAUCACCAGAGGAUACAAGUACCAAUGACAAUGCAGAUUCUGAAUCUAAUACAGAAAUACAAAAAGAAGGUGCUUCUGCUCCCAAGAAAAUAAAAACAGAGCGUACAAGUCCCCAGCCACAGCCAGAAUCACAAAAACAGCAAGAAAUAAGUAACAUUAUGAAUUCUCUAAAAGGAAUUGGCGAGCUCAUAACAUCUUUACCUCAGAGCAAGUUGAACUCUCCUGGUUGUUUCCUGUACAAUCAAGGCAACAGUCAAAGUUCACCAUUACUUCAGACUCCAAGUGCUUCCUUUAGUCUCACUGGUCGUCCAUUUCGUCACCGUGUUAUGUGGAAUCCUGAUCAAUUACGGAAACUUGAAGAGUGGUAUAAUGCAGAACGCUAUCCCAGUGGUCAAACUAUGAUAGAAUAUGCGAACUUUUUAGCUUCUAUGAACCCCAGUGAAGCAGUUCCUUGUCGACAGAAUGUUGACUAUUGGUUUCAAAACAGAAGACGAAGAGACACACACCCAGAAGUCGUUCAGCAAAGAGAGAAAAAGAAACUGUCCAAAAACAUGUGGAUGGUACGCGAACUGGGAGGUCAGAAUGGUAUGUCAUAGAAGGGAUGUUGCUCAUAGGCCAUUUGUGUCACUCACAUAUCGAGGAAGUGUAGCACAUUGACUGUAUGUAUUCCAGACAUUGCAGCCUACCAUUAUGAGACUUCCAUGAGAGUAACAGAGAAAGAUAUUCUUAUGGUACCCAUACUAGUUUUAGAAAUGGUUAUACUGCUUAAAUAAUUUUGUGCAUGUUUUAGCAGUUACCAGAUUAAAGUUAAUAGCAAUUAAAGUAAAUGAAAACUGCCAUAAUCUUUUACAUUUUAUAAAAAAAAUUUAUAGUUUGGACAAGAGCCACAUUAUUGAUGGAACUGUGGGUAUACUUAUGUGUAACAUAAUUGCUUAAAAUCAGUGAUUUCACUAUUAACUACUGUAAAGUGUGUGUGCGUGUGUGUGUGUGUGUGUGUAUAAAGCAAGCAGGCAAAACAGAAUGUGUGCUAGUUUCUGAGGCAUUACUCAAUGGUUAGUUAUGCUAUUGAUAGGAGUAGCAACUACAGUCAUCAGUGACAUUAAAGAAAAUUUAACUUUAUUUUAUUUAUGCAAAUACAUUGUUAAUGAACCCAGGUUGGUCUAGAAAUCAAGCCAGUUAAAUAAUGAGGAAUGUCCUUUCUUGACUGUUCUCUAGUUCUCAUUUAGUGCUUAACAGCACAAAACCAUCCGAGGAAUCUCAGUUCAGUAAGCAUGUAAGGAAAUUUAUUUCAAUAGGGCUAGUCCAUUUUCAGUUACUCAUCUCUGUCAUCAGCUCAUUGAAGAAUUCAAAGCUAUCAGUAUCACUGCUAUAUUUAUAAAAUGCCUGUUCAGAACUGACUGCAGUCAGAAUUUUAACAAACACACACACUCAGAACUUAGACAUUCAUUUACUUAUUACUUGUGACAUUACAUCUUUUUUACUUAAAUCAUCAGUGUCUAAAGGAAUAUAAUUCCGUAAUGAUCUUAAAAGAUACUGUUUGUUACAAUUAACAUUGAGCUCUUUGUUUUGUUUUUGCUGUCCAAAAUUUUUGUCUGUUAUGUCAUUUAAACUAUUCACAACUUCACUUAAUCUCAGAGGUCACAUUGUUUAUAAUCACUGGUACUUAAAGGUUUUAAAGUCAACUGGUAACAUAUUUUUGAAGAUUCUGAAAAACUUUAGAAGUCUUUUAUAAUCAUGAAGUAGUUGACUCUUUUAAAUAUACCAUUGACCACACCAUUCACUUAGAUUUAAAUGAAUGGUAUGUAUGGAAAAAGAAGUGGGAUUUGUGUUUCCAAUUUUUGUCUAUAAGCCAUCCAUACUUAGGAACACACUGAUGUUACAUCUGCAUUUACUCCAAAUCCAUAGUCUGUAAACUCCAAUGAAAUGUUUCCCUUUGCAUGACUCAUGUUUGAAACACAGAAAGAAUAUCUUCAUGGCAUGUUAUCAUUAAUAAUGAUUUGCAUUGAGCCAUUUUAAAAGUACCUGAUAUAAUGCAACUUUUGUUUCAGUGCCUAUUGGUAUCAAUACCAAGUAUUUGAUAAUUUCAUACUAUUGUAAAAAAUAUUAGAAUAUCAAAAUCGGAAGUACCAUAAGAUUUUGGAGAGAAUCUUUCACUAUUAGUUUGAUGAUUGAAAUGUGUGCCGUAUCUGUGUAAUGCAGUAGUAGGCUUAUACCACAUGUUGUGUAUAAUAAAUUUAUCACAUUUCUGUAUCAUAUACCAGUAAUAUCAAAUGUGUACACACUGCUUUGGAAAAGUGGUUCAAAUAUUGGUUGCAUAC